AUGGGAAACAGUGACUCCACUAUUGAAGAUCUGAAAACUUGUGAGAGUCAUCAGUGGUAUAGAAAAUUCAUGACUGAGUGCCCAUCUGGACUUCUUUCAUUCUACGAGUUCAAGAAGUUUUUUGGCUUGAAGAACCUGUCGGAGACUUCGGAUGCCUACGUGAAGGCUAUGUUUACAACCUUUGAUCUGAAUGACGACGGGUUCAUUGAUUUCAUGGAGUAUGUAGCUGCUCUCAGCCUGGUUCUUCAGGGAGCAGUGCAUCAAAAACUUCGUUGGUAUUUCAAACUCUAUGAUAUAGAUGGGAGUGGCUGCAUUGACCGCGAUGAGCUGCUUUUGAUCUUCAAGUCUAUUGACGCAAUCAACGGAGUUCAUGAUGACAUAAAAACACAGGAGUUUACCAACAUGGUAUUUGACAAGAUUGACAUUAAUGGAGAUGGUGAACUGUCCUAUGAAGAGUUCAUAGAUGGGGUUCAAGAUGACGAGAUGCUGCUGAAGAUGCUUACCCAAAGCUUGGACAUCUCACACAUUGUUGAGAAAAUACAAGGAGAGAUCAUGGCUAACACCUAG
Nerophis lumbriciformis (worm pipefish) is the source of this 567-nucleotide messenger RNA. The record is from RefSeq and is a predicted model, not a curated record. Lineage: Eukaryota; Metazoa; Chordata; Actinopteri; Syngnathiformes; Syngnathidae.